This is a messenger RNA of Folsomia candida, 1387 nucleotides long. RefSeq names its product clavesin-1. The coding region runs from base 315 to 1130 and encodes 271 amino acids. The record is from RefSeq and is a predicted model, not a curated record. Gene Ontology annotation, cellular component: membrane. Gene Ontology annotation, molecular function: phosphatidylinositol bisphosphate binding. NCBI's taxonomy places the organism in Eukaryota, Metazoa, Arthropoda, Collembola, Entomobryomorpha, Isotomidae. The transcript is spliced from 10 exons.
GUAAUCUUGUCUCACUAAAACUUGCAAGUAGUUAUUCUUCACCAUUCGCCAUUUACUUUACUUUGCUUUACUUGACUUCAUUCCACUUUUGGGAAGUGUCGAGGUUACGAAAUAAUUUGUAAAAUACUAAUAAUAAUGGUAGCAAGUGAGUGCUGCUAGUUUGAUAUAAUUUCAACGACAUUGUUGUGGGGCACGGCAUCUUGAACGAAUGGGUCGACGGGGUUAAAACCUCUCAAUUUUUGUAAAACGUGAAAAAUUCGGGUGUAAUUUUCAGUGAAGUUUACGAUAAAUAACUUGACAUUGGAGGCAUAAAAAUGACACCGGAUAAAAAAUUGGUGAACAUAAAAGAUGUCGAUACAUCCGAGGAGGAUUUGGAUUUUGAAACCCAGUGUCUGGUCCAAUUAAAGAAUACGAUUAAACGAUCUAAUGACCCCCUCCUCCUCACCGUACUGGACAAUGACGCAUUCUUAAAUGCAUUCCUGGUGGGAAGAAAAUUUAAUGUGUGUCGAACGUUUGAAACGGUAAAAGGAUACUUGAUAACGAAACAUGUAAAACAGACCAAAAUAUUUAGGAUGAAACCGCACAGUGUACGGCACGUUUUGGAGAGUGGAUUCAUCGGACUAUUAAAAAAUCGGGAUCAUCUCGGACGUGUGAUUGGAUUUGUGAGAUGCACAAAGCUAGACCUGAAAACAAUGGAAUGCGCCGACAUCGCCAGAGCUGUCAUACUUUUAGGUGAAUCUCUCUGGGAAAAUGUCGACGAUAUGAUGAGAAACGGGCAGGUUGGCAUUUUGGAUUAUUCCGGUUACAACUUCUCGGUCAUGACGAGAUACUCAUUCAGUGAUAAGCUUACUUUCCUAAACAUUUUUUUGCACAAUUAUCCCAUGAUGAUAAAAAACGUGCAUGGCAUAAAUAACCCUCGCAUCGUUCAAUACGCAUUGUCCCUCCUGAGGCCCUUCAUCCCCAAAAAGAUUAAAGACCGAUUUCUGAUGCAUGGGAGCAACUAUUCCGGCCUGCAUGAACACAUUUCUCCCAAAAUUUUGCCUACCUGGUUGGGUGGAGAGUUAUCGGAUGAAGACGCCAUUGAUACCAAACUUAUCCAGAGGAUUAUAACUCAGGAUGAUGGAAGUUGAUGAUUUAAUUCUAACAUAAAGCGAAAUGCUCAAGUGAUAAUCAACAAAUUUUAAUAUUUCUAAGAAAAGUGAGAAGAUGGUAAAAUACGCUGCUGGUCAUUAUUUGUGCCCUGCCUCCUGAAUCUGUAGACAGAUUGUAACUGAGAUAUAACUGUUCCUACUUAACGUACUUAUAAAUAGAAUGAUUAGUGUAUGUAAAGUAUUAAGCUAAAUAAAUAUCCUGACAAAGAUGAGUAACAUCUUUUCGGAACAUUGAA